Colletotrichum graminicola M1.001 is the source of this 4743-nucleotide messenger RNA. RefSeq names its product phospholipid-translocating P-type ATPase. NCBI's taxonomy places the organism in Eukaryota, Fungi, Ascomycota, Sordariomycetes, Glomerellales, Glomerellaceae. Gene Ontology annotation, cellular component: plasma membrane. The record is from RefSeq and is a predicted model, not a curated record. The transcript is spliced from 2 exons. Gene Ontology annotation, molecular function: magnesium ion binding; ATP binding; ATP hydrolysis activity. Gene Ontology annotation, biological process: post-Golgi vesicle-mediated transport; intracellular protein transport; phospholipid translocation. Bases 1 to 4743 code for a protein of 1580 amino acids.
AUGCCCCGACGAGACAUGGCCGACGCCCCUUCGCAGCAAGAUGAAGACUGCGACCCCGCCACCACUGUCCCGUCGAGCUCGAACCUCUUCGACAACGGCGCCCAAGAAGAUUCUCAUGACCUUCCCCAGUCCUCAGUGAACCCGGCGCAUCGCCCAGCGCAACGACUUCACCCAAGACGAGCCGUCACCGAUCCGAUGGGUAGCAAGCGCACCCUCGACGGCGGCUAUGUCCGCUUCUCGGACGACCUGCCUCGCGACUUUGUGCGCGGCUUCGACCCGGAUGAGUCCCACCCGAAUAUGAGCAACCCGGGACUCUACACGAUCCCCUCUAGAGGUAACCUGGAAGGCCAUCUCCCGCCCGAGCCGUCCUCCUCGCGGCGCGCCCGCCCAAACAGCGACCAGAGCUUCGCCCAGCCCUCGGAUACUGAUCUCAAGUAUCCCGUCUACCGCCCAGAACCCACUAAAAGGACGAAAUGGCGUGUUGCUAAGGAGUUGAUGAGCGACCAGCUCAAAAAGGCUUAUAAUGUCUACAUCGUCCAGGGGCUGUUGCGCCAGAAACCCCUGCCCCCCAGCGCAGACGGACGACACAUCCCGCUUGACUUGUCGAGGAAGCGAAGCGACGUCCUCGUUGAUGAGCGCACCAAGAAACCGUAUGCAAGCAACUUCAUCCGAUCUAGCCGAUACACGAUAUGGAGCUUCUUGCCGAAGCAGCUCCUGUUUCAGUUCAGCAAGAUGGGCAACUUUUACUUCCUCCUCAUCGGUAUCAUCCAAGCCAUACCGGGUCUCAGCACCACGGGACAGUGGACAACGAUUGCGCCUCUCGCCGUCUUCGUGUUCUUGUCGAUGGCCAAGGAAGGCUACGAUGACUACCGUCGCUAUCUUUUGGCCAAAACAGAAAAUCUGAGCCGUACCUGGGUUCUGGGAGAACGGUCGAAAAAGGCGAUGGCGAGGAUGAAGAGCCGUAAGGGACUCGAAAUGGCCGAGGCUUCGGUGGACGGGUGGACCGAGAUUGAAUGGCAAGACCUAAAGGUCGGUGAUGUGGUCAGGCUUCGCCGCGACGAUGACGUUCCGGCCGACAUUGUCCUGCUGCAUGCAACCGGACCGAACGGCACGGCCUACAUCGAGACCAUGGCUUUGGACGGAGAGACGAAUCUCAAAGCGAAGAGGGCAUCCCCAAUCCUGGCCGAAAGAUGUCAGACUGUGGAGGGAAUCAAGUCUUGCCAGGCGACCAUUGUUUCCGAGGACCCCAAUAUGGAUCUCUACAGGUAUGACGGCCGUGUGACCGUCAAGGAAGAGACGCUGCCGUUGUCACUCGACAACGUCAUUUAUCGCGGUUCCACCGUCCGAAACACCACGGAAGUGAUCGGUAUCGUCGUCAACUCGGGCGAGGAGUGCAAGAUCAGGAUGAAUUCCCAUAAACACGUGCGCACCAAGGCGCCAGCCAUGCAGCGCGUUCUCAACAGAAUUGUCAUCUGGCUCAUCUUCGUGCUCCUUGCGCUGAGCAGCGGACUGACGUUGGGCUACUAUCUCUGGAGCGACCCUACCGAGGCGGCGUCCUGGUAUCUCAUGGGCGACAGCAUCAGCAUGAGAAAGAUAUUCAUCGCCUUCAUCCUGAUGUUCAAUACCCUGAUCCCGCUAUCUCUGUAUAUCAGCUUGGAGAUUAUCAAGAUCAUCCAGUUCUACAUGAUGGGAGAUGUCGAAAUGUAUGAUCCUGUCACCAACACACCGAUGGUUGCCAACACUACAACUAUCUUGGAGGACCUUGGCCAGGUCAACUACGUCUUCUCUGAUAAGACGGGUACUUUGACCGAAAACGUGAUGCGCUUCCGAAAGAUGAGUGUUGCCGGUACUGCCUGGCUGCACGACAUGGAUAUCGAACGAGACGAGCACGCCAAGCAGAAGCUUAUCGAGAUGGCCCGAAAGAAGCGUAAGGGAAAGGGGAAGGAUAAGAAACGCGGCAAGACGACAACCGACAACGAGCAUGGCUCGUCUCAGCUACAGCCAGCCCAGGGACGUCCGUCUACCAGUUCCUAUGGCCGAGGGCAAUCCGCCAGCAAGGCCCCUCGUGAUGAGCCUGAGCUGAAGACCGAGGAUCUACUCGACUACCUGCGACGCAAGCCGGAUACCGCGUUCUCCAAGAAGGCCAAGCAGUUCCUGCUCUGCAUCGCUCUCUGCCACACCUGCCUACCCGAGGCCAAAGAAGACGGCAAAAUCGAUUACCAAGCUGCGUCCCCUGACGAGUUGGCCUUGGUCGAAGCAGCGCGUGACCUGGGAUACCUCCUCAUCGAUCGACCCGCACAAUCGGUUGUUUUGCAGCUGCCAGAAGCCGACGGUACCAUCAAGAGGGAAACGUACCAGGUCCUCGACGUGAUCGAGUUUAGCAGCCAGAGAAAGAGGAUGUCCAUUAUCAUUCGUAUGCCUGAUGGUAAAGUCUGCGUCUUCUGUAAAGGCGCCGACAACGUCAUUCUGCCUCGUCUUAAGCUCGGUACCCUAGCCACGCAAAAAGCCAACGAAGUCAAUCGGAGAGCUUCAGUCCGCAGAAGCGUCGAAAAGGACAAGGCUCAGCAGCAACGCCUGAGCACCGGCGGCACACCUCGCAACAGCUUCAUGAUCGGGAGAACGUCAGUGUCGGACCGACGCAGCAUGAUGAACCAGAGGAUCUCGGGGGACAUUUACAGACGUUCGAGUGUCGUCAAUGAGGAUCCUGAAGCCUGGUCCCCACGUAGAGGGUCGGCAGAUAUCCUCUCACCCAUGGGAGCCCACGACAUGUGGUCAUCCCCCCGUCACAGCACGGCAAUGUCGGCGAGUGAAGCCGAGGUCGACGAGCUCAUUGACGAGACUAUCGCGCUGAAUGAGGGCGCAGUGUUCGAGCGGUGCUUUCAGCAUCUCAAUGACUUUGCCUCUGACGGUCUGCGGACUUUGCUCUACGGUUACAGAUACAUCAGCGAGGAUGAGUACAGCUCUUGGAGGAAAAUUUACCAAGGUGCCACUACCAGUCUAGACAACCGACAAGAGAAGAUCGAGGCCGCCGGUGAGUUGAUCGAGGAUAAAUUCGAUCUUGCCGGGGCCACAGCUAUCGAGGAUCGCCUGCAAGAGGGGGUGCCAGACACCAUUGAUAAGCUUCGUCGUGCCGAAAUCAAGGUCUGGAUGUUGACGGGAGAUAAGCGCGAGACCGCCAUCAAUAUCGGACACUCUGCCGGACUGUGCAAACCGUUUUCGGACGUCUUUGUUCUGGACGUCACGAUGGGCAACUUGCAAGACUCUAUCCUGUCGACCCUGGGCGAGGUUUCGCGUGGUAUGGCCCUUCACUCUGUGGUCGUGGUCGAUGGCCAGACUUUGAGCGUUAUUGAAGGGGACGAGGACCUCAGUUUCCUCUUUUUCGAUCUCAUGGUGAGAGUCGACUCGGUCAUUUGUUGCCGUGCCUCUCCAUCACAAAAAGCCUCUCUUGUGAAGCGCAUCCGUCGACAGGUGCCACAUUCCCUGACCUUGGCUAUUGGAGACGGAGCCAACGACAUCGGCAUGAUCCAAGCUUCUCAUGUCGGUAUCGGCAUUUCGGGUCGAGAGGGUCUGCAGGCUGCUCGUAUUUCCGACUACGCCAUCGCACAGUUCCGCUUCCUGCAGCGUCUCCUGUUCGUUCACGGACGCUGGAACUACCUGCGAACUGGCAAAUACAUCCUCGCCACCUUUUGGAAAGAGAUCGUUUUUUUCCUGCCGCAAGCCUACUUUCAACGAUACACGGGAUACACCGGAACAUCUCUGUACGAAAACUGGAGUUUGACGGUGUUCAACACGUUCUUCACUUCAUUGGCGGUCAUCCUGCUCGGUGGGUUGGAGAAGGACCUGCAGCCAGAGACGCUCCUCCGGUUCCCCGAGCUGUACACAUACGGCCACAAAAACAGAGCUUUCAAUGUCAAGCUUUACGUCGGCUGGACAUUCCUUGGCCUGGUUGAAUCGUUGAUCAUUUUUUGGGUGACUUGGGCUGUCUACAACUCUCUGCCGUUCGACCAGGACACGUCGCUCUACGCGAUGGGCAGCGUUCCCUUUACCGUCUGUGUAGUGUUCAUCAACAUCAAGCUGAUGGUCCUGGAGAUAGAGAACAAGAACGUGAUCAUCUUGAUCGGGUUUCUCAUCUCAGUUGGAGGCUGGUUUCUCUGGAAUAUCAUAAUCUCAGCCUCUUUCAAGAAUAUCUUGCGCAUAUACCAAAUUCGCCACGCUUUCCUGCAGAAUUUUGGUCAAACACUAAGCUUUUGGACCACGAUGCUUCUCGCGCUUGCGGCUGUCAUCUGUCUCGAGCUAGUCGUCAACGCCAUACGCCGCAUCUACUGGCCCUACGAUGUGGACCUGAUGCAGCGUCUGGAGAGAAGGGGAUUUGAUGAAAGCGAUAGGGAGGCCGGACACGGGCACGCUUCGGGAACGAUAUCAGAAGUCAUGGGAAGCAAGACCAAGUCGGCCGCUGGCCAAGAGGAGGAGGUGCGGCUGUCUAACUUGGAUGGGGCACCUAGAUUGAGCCAUGCCAGAAACCGACCGUCGUUCCAUCAGACACGGCAUUCGAGAAUGUCGAGGGAGGAACAUGCUCCCAGGCUCUUUACGCCCCCGGUUGAGGAGGUCAAUGGAAAUCUGGAGGCGGAGCAGGAUGAGCAGAAGCCACCCAAGAAACCACGGCUUUCUCUGGCAACAAAGUGGCUGGGUAGCGUCAAGGACACCCGUACGGAUGUGCCAAUUGAGUUACAGUCUGCAAAGUGA